Messenger RNA from Aspergillus tubingensis, 759 nucleotides. RefSeq names its product SDR family NAD(P)-dependent oxidoreductase. Gene Ontology annotation, molecular function: oxidoreductase activity, acting on the CH-OH group of donors, NAD or NADP as acceptor. Lineage: Eukaryota; Fungi; Ascomycota; Eurotiomycetes; Eurotiales; Aspergillaceae. The coding region runs from base 1 to 759 and encodes 252 amino acids. The transcript is spliced from 2 exons. The record is from RefSeq and is a predicted model, not a curated record.
AUGGACCAGUUGAACGACAUUGGUGGCCGAUUGGCCCUUAUUACCGGCGCCUCAGGAGGCAUCGGUGCCGCCUGUGCCCGCCAACUAGCCGCCAAAUCCGUGCACUUAGCCCUCACCUACUCAUCCAAUUCGACAUCCAUAACCACCCUCCAGAAAGAGCUCCAAAACGAACACCCCGCCCUCGUUAUCACUAUCCACCAAGUCGACGUCUCCUCACCCGUCCAGAUCACCACCCUUUUCACCGAGAUCCAAUCCCAACACAACAACCGCACCCCGGACAUCCUCAUCUCCAAUGCCGGGUACGGCAAACGGGUCCCGCAAGUAUGGGACAUCACGACGGAGGAAUUCGAUUACACUCUGACCGUGAAUCUACGGGCCUCGUUCCUGCUCGUCAAGGGGGUAGUCGAGCACAUGAAGGCGCAGCGCUGGGGACGGAUUAUCUUCAUGUCGUCGAUUGCGGGGUAUGGGGGUGGCAUUAACGGGUGUCAUUAUGCGGCAUCAAAGGCCGGGUUGACGGGCAUGAUGAAGAACUUGGCAACGAGGUUAGCAGAGUACAACAUUAGUGUCAAUGAUGUUGCGCCGGCGAUGAUUGGGGAUACAGGGAUGAUCCCUAAUGCUGAGGCCAUUCCGGAGGUGGCAAGCACGAUUCCCCUAGGGAGGUUGGGGUUGCCGGAGGAGGUGGCUAAUGUUGUCACUAUGUUAGUGAAGACGGGGUAUAUGACAGGGCAGAGUUUAUUGUUGGCGGGAGGGUUGAAAUGA